AAACCCUAACCCUUAUAUAACCCCACAUCUUCUCGCCAACCAAAGGAACCACCUCCUCCACCAUCGCCCCCCAUCGAUCCAUCGUCUUCCCGAAACCCUAAUCCUUCUCCGAUGGAGCAGAUGGCGGCGGCGGUUCUGGGUGCCGACACGGCUCCCUUUGAAUCCCUCAUCGCUCAAUUGAUGUCCACUGCCAACGAUCAGCGAUCCCAUGCUGAAGCCCUCUUCAAUCACUGCCGCGAUCGCCACCCGGAUGUCCUCUCCUUGAAGCUUGCCCACCUUCUCCAUUCUUCCCCACAUCUUGAGCUCCGUGCCAUGGCCGCCAUCCUUCUUCGUAAGCUUCUCACCCCUGACUCUGACCCCUCGUCAUCCUCAUACCUUUGGCCUCGUGUCACCCCUUCUACCCAGUCCUCUCUCAAGACGAUCCUUCUUGCCGCCGUUCAGCGUGAGGACUCGAAAUCUAUUUCCAAGAAGCUCUGCGACACGGUCUCCGAGCUCGCCUCCGCCCUUCUUCCUGAUAACGCCUGGCCGGAGCUCCUACCCUUCAUGUUCUCCGCUGUCACCUCCUUGGAUUCCCCCCGCCUGGCUGAAUCCUCCCUCCUGAUCUUCUCCCAACUCGCUCAGUACAUCGGCGAGACAUUACUCCCCCACCUCGCCACCCUCCAUUCAGUGCUUCUCGCUUCGCUGUCGCACCCGUCAUCUCCGGACGUCCGGAUCGCUGCCCUCAAUGCUGCGAUCAACCUCGUCCAGUGCCUGCCUAGUGCGCAGGAGCGUGACCAGUUUCAGGAUUUGCUCCCCGCUAUGAUGCGCACUCUCACCGAGGCGCUGAACUCUGGGCAGGAGGCUACUGCGCAGGAGGCGUUGGAAUUGCUCAUUGAACUUGCUGGCACUGAGCCUCGCUUCCUCCGCCGCCAGCUCACUGAUGUUGUCGGCGGGAUGUUGCAGAUUGCAGAGGCUGAUGGACUUGAGGAGGGUACCCGGCAUCUUGCUGUUGAGUUUGUGAUAACCCUUGCUGAGGCAAGAGAACGUGCCCCUGGCAUGAUGAGGAGGCUGCCACAGUUUGUGGGGAGACUUUUUGCUGUGCUUAUGAAGAUGCUACUUACUAUUGAGGAUGAGCCUGCAUGGCAUUCAGCAGAACCUGAUGAUGAGGACGCUGGUGAGACCAGUAACUACAGUGUAGGACAGGAAUGCCUUGAUAGGCUAUCAAUUGCCCUUGGGGGUAACACGAUCGUUCCUGUGGCUUCUGAGCUACUCCCGGCCUAUCUUGCUGCUCCUGAGUGGCAGAAGCAUCAUGCUGCACUUAUAACACUUGCCCAGAUUGCGGAAGGUUGCUCCAAGGUGAUGAUAAAGAAUCUUGAACAAGUGGUUAAUAUGGUCUUGAAUUCUUUCCAAGAUCCUCAUCCUCGUGUCCGCUGGGCAGCAAUCAAUGCUAUUGGGCAGUUGUCCACCGAUUUAGGCCCAGAUUUGCAGGUUCAGUAUCAUCAGAGAGUGCUGCCUGCUCUAGCUUCGGCCAUGGAUGAUUUUCAAAAUCCUCGUGUACAGGCACAUGCUGCUUCAGCAGUCUUAAAUUUCAGUGAGAACUGCACCCCGGAGAUAUUGACUCCUUACUUGGAUGGAAUUGUUGGCAAAUUGCUUGUAUUGCUGCAGAAUGGGAAGCAGAUGGUCCAAGAGGGAGCUUUGACAGCUUUAGCAUCAGUUGCUGAUUCCUCUCAGGAACACUUCCAGAAAUACUAUGAUGCUGUUAUGCCUUAUCUGAAGGCAAUUUUGAUGAAUGCAACUGACAAAUCUAAUCGAAUGCUUCGUGCCAAAUCUAUGGAGUGCAUUAGUUUGGUUGGGAUGGCUGUGGGCAAGGAUAAGUUCAGGGAUGAUGCUAAACAGGUAAUGGAAGUGCUAAUGACAUUACAAGGAUCUCAGAUGGAGGCAGAUGAUCCAAUAACAAGCUACAUGUUGCAAGCAUGGGCUAGGCUCUGCAAGUGCCUAGGGCAAGAUUUUCUACCAUACAUGAGUGUCGUCAUGCCUCCCUUGCUUCAGUCUGCUCAGCUUAAGCCAGAUGUGACCAUUACAUCUGCGGAUUCUGAUGAUGAAAUAGAUGAUUCAGAUGAUGACAGUAUUGAGACCAUCACGCUUGGAGAUAAAAGAAUAGGCAUAAGGACUAGUGUUUUGGAGGAAAAAGCUACCGCUUGUAACAUGCUUUGUUGCUAUGCCGAUGAGCUCAAGGAGGGGUUUUACCCGUGGAUUGAUCAGGUUGCUCCUACUUUGGUACCACUUCUCAAGUUUUAUUUCCACGAAGAAGUUAGGAAGGCUGCUGUAUCAGCUAUGCCAGAAUUACUGCGGUCAGCUAAGUUAGCUGUGGAGAAGAGGCAAGCACUAGGUCGUGAUGAAUCAUAUGUUAAGCAGUUAUCUGAUUAUAUAAUUCCAGCCCUGGUUGAAGCUCUACAUAAGGAACCAGAAACGGAAAUUUGUGCAAGCAUGUUGGACUCAUUGAAUGAGUGCAUACAGCUUUCUGGACCACUUCUAGAUGAAGCCCAAGUGAGAUGUAUAGUGGAUGAAAUCAAACAUGUGAUCACAGCAAGCACAACCAGGAAAAGGGAAAGAGCAGAGCGAACAAAAGCAGAGGAUUUUGAUGCGGAAGAAGGGGAACUGUUGAAGGAAGAAAAUGAACAAGAAGAAGAAUUGUUUGAUCAGAUUGGUGAUUGCUUGGGAACCUUGAUCAAAACCUUCAAGACUCCCUUCCUGCCAUUCUUUGAUGAGCUCUCGGUGUACAUAACGCCUAUGCUGGGCAAGGAUAAAUCACCCGAGGAGAGAAGGAUUGCUAUUUGUAUUUUUGAUGAUGUUGCAGAACAAUGUCGUGAAACAGCUCUAAAGUAUUAUGACACCUACCUCCCAUUCCUAUUAGAAGCUUGCAAUGAUGGUAGUCCAGAUGUCAGACAGGCUGCUGUCUAUGGUAUUGGUGUCUGCGCUGAGUUUGGUGGUUCCGCCUUUCGGCCUCUUGUUGGAGAGGCUCUCUCCAGGUUAAAUAAUGUCAUAAAACAUCCUGAUGCACUUCAAUCGGACAAUGUGAUGGCAUAUGACAAUGCUGUUUCAGCUCUGGGAAAAAUAUGCCAGUUUCACAGGGAUAGUAUUGAUGCUGCUCAGGUGGUUCCUGCCUGGUUAAGUUGCUUGCCCAUAAAAGGCGAUUUGAUUGAAGCCAAAGUCGUACAUGAUCAGCUUUGCACCAUGGUUGAAAGAUCUGAUAGGGAGCUUUUGGGCCCUAACAACCAGUUUCUUCCUAAAAUAGUGUCAGUUUUUGCAGAGGUUUUAUGCGCCGGCAAGGAUUUGGCAACUGAACAGACUGCCAGCAGGAUGGUCAAUCUUCUAAGGCAGCUUCAGCAGACACUGCCACCAAAUGUUCUUGCAUCAACCUGGUCUUCGUUGCAGCCUCAGCAGCAGCUCGCCCUGCAAUCCGUGUUGUCCACAUAGCAUAUACGCAUUCAGGUCAUGGACUCAUAGCAUUGUGAACUGUCUGUUACUUUUCUUGGUCAGUUUGUUUACUAUAUUUCCUGUUCAUUAUUACCCAUUCUUUAUAUUUUCCAAUUACUUGGUUGUGGUUUUUAAUCUUCUUUUUGGUGCGAUGUGGAAAUGUAUUAUUGUUUGGUUGAGUCAGAGUUGAACCCUCUUGAAAGGAUGCUACAAAAGUUUUGGUGAAUGAUGUGUAUAAUAUGGACAGCGUUUAUUGCCUA
Molecule: messenger RNA, 3716 nt
Organism: Dioscorea cayenensis subsp. rotundata (Guinea yam)
Lineage: Eukaryota; Viridiplantae; Streptophyta; Magnoliopsida; Dioscoreales; Dioscoreaceae
Product: importin-5
Exons: 20
Coding region: 112-3456 (1114 amino acids)
Biological process (GO): protein import into nucleus
Cellular component (GO): cytoplasm; nucleus
Molecular function (GO): small GTPase binding; nuclear import signal receptor activity
Source: RefSeq, a predicted model, not a curated record